Molecule: messenger RNA, 1314 nt
Organism: Rotaria socialis
Lineage: Eukaryota; Metazoa; Rotifera; Eurotatoria; Philodinida; Philodinidae
Source: the annotation of a GenBank genome assembly
AUGUGUUCGUCGGAUGAUUAUAUCGCAUUAUUGAAUGAUCCUCAUCGUCUAGCAAAUCUUCUUAAAGAGAAAUCUCAUUCUAUUAUAUCUGAUUCGACAUUUUUUCAUAUUGCAAAUCAUUUUCUUCAUCAACCCAUAUCUAUUGAAGGAUUUGCUAUUCAACGAAAUUUAUAUGGGAGACCACGAUCAUCAUCAUUAAAUCAAUGUGAAAUUGAUCUAUUAAUGUUUAACAUAAAACGAUGUCUUGAUUCUAAAUUCGAGCAAUUAACUAAACAUUUUCUUCAAUAUUUACAUAAUAUUAAUCGAUUAUUACCCAAAGAUUUUCGCGAUAUCGCUUAUUUAUGUGCAUUGAUUCUUUUACCAAAUAAUAAUAGAAAUGUGAUUGCAUGUAUUAUAUGUGCAUAUCUAGAGAUGAAUACAUCGUCUAACCAAAGAUAUGAUUUAAUUAUUGAUGGUUUAUAUAGAAAUGAAGACGACGAAGAAGAUAAUCAAUGGAUAGAUCAAUUAACAAAAUUUCUUGUCGAAAGAGAUACUCAAUGGUUAAGAAAAUAUUAUUUAGAAAAAAAAUAUACAAAUGAAAUUUUGCAUGCUAUUGAUACACAUAGACAAGAUGAUAUUUUUAAUAUUGAAGUAAUGAAACAAAAUUUAGAAGAAUUAUCUUCAAUUACAAUUGAAAAAAUUGAUUUAAAUCAAGUGUCAACUUUCGAUGAGUUGCAUUCAACAUUAUCGCUCUACGUUAUGAAUUUAACUCCUAAUCACUGUAUCAAUGAAUUAUCUCUUUUUCAUUUAUUUUCAUCUUCAACUAAUUAUCCUGAUGAUCUUCAUAUAUUAUUUUCUUGCUCAUUAAUAUCUAUUAUUAAUCCAAACAAUUAUUCUACAUUAACUCUUCGUUUAUUUCGUCGUUUGAUACAAUUAAUAAAUAAUUAUUAUAUACAUCAAAACGAUUUAUUGGAUGAUAAUCGUUAUCGGUUAACUAUUGUUUUUCUUGUUUCAAAACUCCUUUGUGAAGUUCAUCGACGUCGUUCAAAAUCUGAACAUGAAUGGUAUCGUUUAUAUAUUGAUAUUCCGAACGAACAUCCGCUACCGACAUUUGAUUUAUUUGCUGAUCUUCUUCUUCUAUUAGCCACAUUAUGUUAUAAACACGUUAAUUGUCAAAAUCAAGUUCGACAAACAGCAGGUACAAUAGAAUCGAUUCUUUCAAUGACACAAAUCGAUCUUAAUCAACCAAAAGCUCAAGCCUGCGUUACUUGGCUCGUUAAAUGUUUAACUGAAGAAAACGAAGAUAAUAGAAAUUAUAUUAAACAAAUUAAAUAA